Molecule: messenger RNA, 3484 nt
Organism: Papilio polytes (common Mormon)
Lineage: Eukaryota; Metazoa; Arthropoda; Insecta; Lepidoptera; Papilionidae
Product: elongation factor Tu GTP-binding domain-containing protein 1
Exons: 11
Coding region: 138-3347 (1069 amino acids)
Biological process (GO): cytosolic ribosome assembly
Cellular component (GO): ribonucleoprotein complex; cytosol
Molecular function (GO): GTP binding; ribosome binding; GTPase activity
Source: RefSeq, a predicted model, not a curated record
UGUCAAUAUUAUUUCGUACACAUUGUGCAAUUUUAAAGUUAACUUUAUCGUGUAAAUUUUUUGAUAUCGCUAAUAAGAUUCUUAUUUAAUAACAAGUUGAUCACUAUUUAAACAGAAAUUUUGAAGUGUUAAUAAAAAUGAGGCUGGUAGAUACAACGAAACUUUUGGAAUUACAAAAUAAACCUUCAAAUGUGCGAAACAUUUGCAUCGUAGCACACGUGGACCAUGGGAAGACAACCCUGGCGGAUUCCUUAAUAUCUAGUAAUGGCAUAAUUUCCCAGAGAAUGUCGGGAAAGCUUCGUUACAUGGACAGUAGACCCGAUGAACAGGAAAGAGGUAUUACUAUGAAAAGUAGCAGCAUUUCUCUAUACCAUGUUUUAGAGAAAGAAGAAUACCUUGUAAAUCUGAUAGACUCACCUGGGCAUAUAGAUUUUUCUAGUGAAGUGUCUACAGCGGUGAGAUUAUGUGAUGGAGCCAUUGUUGUGGUGGAUGUUGUUGAAGGUGUUUGCCCGCAAACAAGAUUAGCUCUGAAACAAGCAUACUCGGAGAACAUUAAAGCAGUACUUGUGUUGAACAAAAUAGAUAGACUUAUAUUAGAAAUGAAAAUGAAUGCACUUGACGCUUAUGUUCAUAUAGGUCAAGUACUGGAACAAGUUAAUGCUAUAAUGGGGGAAUUGUUUGCAUCUGAUGUAUUGAAAACUGAAGAGAACAUGAUUGAUAAAAAGCAACAAGGUGAUUCUGCAACAGUGCAAUCGGAGGACAAUAAUUAUUAUGAUUGGACAUCUGCUUUAGAAGAUGCAGAUGAUUCUACUCUAUAUUUUUCACCAGAACAAGGAAAUGUUGUGUUUGCAAGUGCCAUUGAUGGAUGGGGUUUUACUAUACAUACAUUUGCUAAAUUAUUUUCAAAUAAACUCGGUGUUAAGGAAGAUAUUCUUAAAAAAGUGUUAUGGGGUGAUUAUUAUUUGAAUCCCAAAACGAAACGUUUUAUGAAAGGAGCUCAGGAGAAAGCAAAGAAGCCAUUAUUUGUACAGGUUAUUUUUGAUAACUUAUGGAAUGUUUAUGAAACUAUUGUUAUGAGGAAUGAGAAAGAUAAGGUUCCCGUUAUUUGUGAAAAAUUAAAUAUUAAACUUACAACUCGUGACCUGAGACAUACAGACAGUAGAAUUCAACUACAAUCAUUAAUGAUGCAAUGGCUACCAUUGUCUACUGUAGUAUUGAACAUGGUGUGUAAAAUGUUACCAUCACCAAAAGAAAUAUUACCCGAAAGGGUAGAGAAACUAAUGUGCUCCCCUAUAAGGGACUUUGAUUCGUAUAGUUUGGAUACGAAAAAUCUUAAAGGUGACUUUUUAGCCUGUGAUAGUAGUGACGAUAGACCUGUGAUUAUUUUUGUAUCGAAAAUGUUUAGUGUGGACAAAAAUGUUUUGCCCGAAAAUAAACCAAGGGCGUUAACUUUAGAAGAAAUGGCAGCGAGAAGAGAACGAGCAAGACAGAUAAGACAAGAGAAACAGAACACAACAGAUUUAGAAACAGUUAAUGAGAACGAAACUAAACUUGAUAAUGAUUUAGAAAAAUGUGUUGAAGACGAGAGUGAAAAGGAAAAUAAAGACCAACCAGCAUUUAUAGCUUUUGCUAGAAUUUUUAGUGGUAAAAUAAAAAAAGGUGGCACUGUUUAUGUGUUGGGUCCUAAACAUGAUCCUAACAAAGUUCUUAAUUUGAUAGACUUGAAAAUCGAUGCCAAUAAGAAACUAAAAGACUUACAAAGUGAUGAACAUAUUACUGUUGCUCAAGUAAAAUCAUUGUAUAUUUUAAUGGGAAGAGAAUUGGAAGAAAUCGAUGAAGGAGUUGCAGGAAAUAUAGUAGGUAUAGGUGGAUUAGAUGAAUACGUACUUAAAACAGCAACAUUAAGCAGUACAAUCGCAUGUCCUGCUUUCUGUGAGAUCCAGUACGCAGCCGUGCCGAUACUUAGAGUCGCCGUAGAACCUGCGUAUCCUAACCAACUACCUCAACUUGUCAAAGGCUUAAAACUUCUAAACCAAUCAGACCCGUGUGUACAAGUGCUUCUUCAAGAAUCUGGCGAGCACGUAUUAGUGACAGCUGGCGAAGUACAUCUGCAGAGAUGUUUAGAAGACUUGAAGAAUAUUUAUGCGAAAAUUCCACUAUCCGUCUCAGAACCUAUUGUACCGUUCAGAGAGACGAUAGUUGAACCGCCAAAAAUAGAUAUGGCAAACGAAGAAAUAGAUUCACAAAAUGUAAACAAAGGAAAUGAAACAAUAAGUGAUCCAUACAUUACUAUGUAUACCAGUAACAAACAAAGUAAAAUAAAAAUAAGAGCGAAACCAUUGCCGAAAGAAAUAACAGCUUUGUUGGAUAAAUCGACUGAUUUAUUGAAAGCAAUCUCUCAACAUAUAAAGUCUUUACAAGGCGUUUCAAAAAAUGACAAUUUAGAGAACAAAUUGGAAAGAAUACAAAUCAACGGAACGAAACAUACGCUGUCGGAACGAAUGAUGAAGCUAAUUGAAAUAUUCAAAUCCGAGCUACAAACAAUCUGUUCGAAACUUGGCCCUGAAUGGGAAAAUGUAGUGGAACAAAUAUGGUCAGUCGGUCCUAGAAAUUGUGGUGCCAAUCUACUUCUGAAUCAAACGAAUGAUUACAAAACGAAGUUUUUACUUCACGAAAAAGAUAUAAAAGAGGAUCCCAGAUUUGAAUUCGAGGGCAGUUUUGUAAAUGGAUUCCAAUUGGCCACACUCGCGGGUCCAUUGUGCGAGGAGCCAAUGAUGGGUGUUGCUUUUUGUGUCGAGGAAUGGACUUUAGAGAAAAACGAGCAAGAUGACGUUAAUCAUACAUUUGGACCACUUUCAGGUCAAAUAAUAUCAGCUGUGAAAGAAGCCUGUCGCCGCGCGUUCCAGAUGCAACCGCAGCGGAUAAUGGCCGCCAUGUACUCGUGUGACAUCGUCGUAGAUCAGAAAGUGUUGGGUAAGUUGUACGGCGCGCUGGGGCGGCGCGGAGGACGCGUGGUGGGCGGCGACCUGCAGAGUGGUUCAGCGGCCUUCCGCGUGGCGGCGCUGCUGCCCGUCGCUGAGAGCUUUCGGUUCGCCAUCGAUCUGCGCACGCACACCUCCGGCCUCGCCGCGCCGCAGCUACUCUUCAGCCAUUGGGAGGUGAUCAAUAUAGAUCCGUUCUGGCAGCCGCGUACUGAGGAGGAGUACCUGCACUGGGGAGAGAAGUGGGACGGCGUCAACCGCGCCAAGGCGUACGUGGACGCGGUGCGCGCGCGCAAAGGACUCGCCACCGACAGACAGUUAGUCUUACACGCAGAGAAGCAGCGGACGCUCUCCAAAAAGAAAUAACAUACAAGAAAGAUUUGAUGUAUCAUAAUUUUGCCCUUGUACCAUUACACAGGUGAUUUUAACGGACGGAUUACAAGCUUAAUGGAGGUAGAAGACCUCAAUAGAAUCUUUUAAGCGCAGUGUUUUACCGAUUUUCU